AUGAAAAUCUCAGGUAGGACCUUCAUCAUCUCUGGCGGCGCGUCCGGCCUAGGCAAAGCCUGCGUGGAGGAAAUACUCAGCCAUGGCGGCAACGUCGCGAUCCUCGACAUGAACGAAGAAGACGGCCAGGAACUGGUCAAGGAACUCGGUCCCAGCAGUCGUUUCUUCACCUGCAACGUCCUCGAGACCGAGAGUGUCAGUGCCGCUGUUUCAGGCACUGUUGCCUGGGCCCGAGAGACCGGCAAACUCAUCGGAGGUGUCAUCCCUGCGGCCGGCGUGUCUACGCCCGCGACGAUGUUGGAUCGCGAUAAUCAGCCCUUCAGCCUCGACGACUUUGAGUUCGUCAUCAAUGUCAAUCUCCGCGGGACGAUUGACCUUGUGAGACAGACGCUACCCCACAUCGCUUCGCAACCGGCCUCAGAACCAGAUGGCGAGCGAGGCGUCGUCAUCAUGGUUGCGUCUUCGGCGGCUUUUGACGGCCAGAAGGGGCAGGUGUCCUACUCAGCGUCCAAGGGCGCUGUAGCUAGCAUGACUUUGCCCAUGGCUCGCGAUCUGUCGCGGCACGGAAUCAGAGUGGUCACCAUUGCGCCAAGUCUGUUCGAGAGUCGCAUGACAAGCAUGAUGAGUGGCAAGGUCCGGAAAAGCUUGGAGAGUGCGAUGGAGUUCCCGAGGAGGAGUGGACGUCCCGAGGAGUUUGCCAGCUUGGUGAAGCAGGCGAUUGAGAACAUUAUGCUCAAUGGUGUUGUCGUGAGGUUGGACGGUGCGAUGAGAAUGCCUAGCAAGAUUCGGACAUCCGAGCCAUGUAAAUCACUGUUACCCCACACUCGGUGCACGCGGACACUGUUCGGCUAUAAGCUCACCCGCCGUCUUCCUGUUGUCCACAUGCAUCUUGCAUCUUAUCUUUUCAUUGUAUAUCUCAAGCAAAAAGCCUGGUGUAUUUCCCAUUAUCAGAAGAUGGCCCGUUACCAGGUUGCAGUGCUGGACGACUACCAAGGAGCUGCCGUCAGCAAGUUCUCCUCACUCGAUGUGUCCCAGUUCCAAGUCACGCACCUCCGCGAUACCCUGCCAGCGUAUUCUCAUCCAGAUACACCACAGCAUGCCAAAGAUGAGCUCGUCAAACGGCUCCAGCACUAUAACAUCAUAUCCACCAUGAGGGAAAGAACACCUUUUCCCGAGGAUCUAGUUCGCCAACUGCCCAAUCUUCGACUCCUCCUGACCACGGGUGAGAGAAAUGCAGCGCUUCAUCUUCCUUCAUUUCAGUCCAUGUCCAUCCCGGUAGCCGGUACUAGCAACACGCGGAACGCUCUGGGGACGCGAGGGGCUAGCACGGAUAGCACCACUCAGCACUGCGUCACAAUGAUCCUGGCGUUGGCGAGGAAUAUUGCUGCCGAUGAUGCGAAUGUCAAGGCCGGGGGUUGGCAAACGGACUUCGCAAUCGGACUCGCAGGCAAGACGCUGGGUGUCGUGGGCUUGGGAAGGCUAGGGCUGAGCGUGGCGCGCAUCAUGCAUCUCGCCUUUGGCAUGAAGAUCUUAGCUUGGAGCACAAACCUCACACAAGAAGCUGCUGAUGAGAAAGCCAAGGGCUGUGGACUACCCGUUCAAGACGAGGGCGGCAACAAGACCUUCCAGGUUGUUUCCAAAACGGACUUGUUCAAGAACUCUGACGUUGUCACCCUGCAACUCGUUCUCUCGGACCGAUCACGAGGCAUCAUCACCAAGUCUGAUCUGGAGCUCAUGCAUGCCAAGGCACUCUUCGUCAACACGUCUCGCGGGCCCCUCGUCGUGGAGUCUGACAUUCUUGACGUGCUUCAAGCCGGAAAGAUUGCGGGUGCCGCCUUGGAUGUCUUUGAUGUCGAGCCGCUACCUAAAAACAGUCCUUGGCGCACUCAGGACUGGGGAAGUGGCGGAAGAAGCAGGGUCCUACUGACGCCCCAUAUGGGCUAUGUCCAGGAGGACUCCCUCGGUAGAUGGUAUGAGCAGCAGGUUGCAAACAUCAAACGGUGGGUCAAAGGAGAGUCGCUCGAAUGUCUGCUAGCUUAA
Messenger RNA from Emericellopsis atlantica, 2040 nucleotides. RefSeq lists its product as uncharacterized. Bases 1 to 2040 code for a protein of 679 amino acids. Gene Ontology annotation, molecular function: oxidoreductase activity; NAD binding. The record is from RefSeq and is a predicted model, not a curated record. The transcript has 4 exons. Lineage: Eukaryota; Fungi; Ascomycota; Sordariomycetes; Hypocreales; Bionectriaceae.